Molecule: messenger RNA, 827 nt
Organism: Rubroshorea leprosula
Lineage: Eukaryota; Viridiplantae; Streptophyta; Magnoliopsida; Malvales; Dipterocarpaceae
Source: the annotation of a GenBank genome assembly
UCUCCCCCUCCGGAUGCUCUUCUUUCUCCCAUAAAUUGAUUUGGUCUCCGCAGCGUCGGUGCAUUUCAGCUACGUGCACCAGUCGCUGCUCCGAUCAAGUAGCCUCCGUCAAUAGUGGCCAUGGCUUCUUUCUACGGAGGGUACCGAAAUCACGAUGAACCUCACUUCCUCGACGCUUGUUCCCUCUGUCGUAAACAUCUCGGCUUAAACUCCGAUAUCUUCAUGUACAGGGGAAAUACACCUUUUUGCAGCAAAGAGUGCAGACAAGAAGAGAUAGAGUCUGAUGAAGCCAAAGAGAAGAGCUGUAAACUGUCCUCUUCCGCCAGAUCCAUUAGGAAAUCGGAAUCCAAGACCUCUGCUCCUAGCAAAACUGUACGGACUGGCACAGUUGUGGUGGCCUGAUCUCACUACUGCGGAGUAAAUUUCCAAUUUUGUUUUAGAAAAAAACAAAAGAAAAAGAGAGAAAGAGAACAGAAAAGAGAUCCCUUCCCUACGCAGCCUAUGAAGCUGUCAAAAUUACUAGUUUGAAUUAUGAACAAUCGUGAAUAAACACAAACUCAUUUCUCAAUGACUCAUAACCAAAACUACCAACAGUUUACAAAGUCUUUAAAUUAACACAUUCAAUGAGAUUUGACAGUUACGAAAAUUUGCAAACGCUCUCAAAGCUCAAAAAAGCUUGAGACUUAAUUCUUCAGGGUCAAAAUCAUUUCUUUUGAUUAUCUGUCGUUGAGGAUUGAAGCAUUCUUUCUGGGUUAAAUCUUCAAUUUGGUUUCUGAACUGUUGUAGGAUCUUUGAUUUGUUUCUUGAAUUAAAAAAAUUCAUAAGUU